CACACUCUCCCGUCCGCCCGACCUGCACAUCACACACGCCCCCCAUGUCACACCCACCCACGCCGCGAUGGAAAAACAUUGUACGACAAGGCAGCCAUCACCAGGCACACCAACCCGCGCCUUGCUACCAAGUCCGUCAUCGUCACGCACACCCCGCAAGCCUUAUCGCCGUCAUCCCGACGCGUGCGCGCGCGCGCCUCCAGGAAAAUGGGUCCCGGCGUGGGUGAGCGACUGGACGAGGAGGGGUGCGGACCUGUUGGUCCUAUGAUAAGGUGAAAGGGUGUUGCGGGUAGUAGGCCUGCGCUCUCCAAGGCCCCCGUCGGCAUCAUGCUCACAUUGUCGGGAGGGAAAGGGAUUGGUUGGUUGGCUGACUGGCUGUGCCGACGCACCCCGAGGUCCGGUGCUCAGUGGAGGCUGCGCGGGAAUCCCGGGAGGCCUUCCCAGCUAUGCCGUGAUCCCAUCCAUGCUGUAUUGAUAAUGACCUCUGUCUGCCUCCUGUGGCCGUCCCUGGCCUCUCCCUCCUCCCAUCUCCCUCACACCCUGCUCCCAGCCCAAACAAACCGUAUAUAAACAGAAGCCAUCAAGUGUGCCAGUACCGAUCUGGCUACUUGUAUAUUUUUUCUCUAUUAGGCAUCUGCAUCUGCAUCAUACCUACUCAUUUUCGUCCUGUCAUAACCCCAUAGUGUCUGCAUACAGCCUGCCCCCUGGUUCCCAGGCUAGCCGAAAAGUGGUGGUUUAUCGCACUCCUUAUCUCCGCCAAAGCUCUCCUCGCGCCCGCGCCAGGGGCCCCGGCAAUCCGCAUCUGCUCCUCAGCACUCCCAGUCUUUGAGUCACACGGCCAACCCCGUCUGGCCCUUUCCCAUCUCGUCUCUUGCUGUGCAAUAAGAGAACAAAGGGGCUUCCGGUCUGAUCACACAACGCCAUCGCUUCUGCAUUUGACAUUACGCCUUCCCCUUCUCCGCCUUGCUACUUCCGGGUGACUCGUCGGCCCUUCAUUCCAGCUCGUUCCGACCAGUGACUUCCCUAGACGAUUAGCCGGGUCACCCCAGCACCUCUCGCCGCACCCAUAUAGCCCACGUCCCCGAGGGUACUUCGUCUCUCGCUCCGUCAUCCAUAUCCUAGAACUUUCUCGUUAAAAUACCUUUAAUCCUAUCCUUUGGUAUCCCCUAUCUCUUUCGCCUGCGUCACCCCAUUAGACUGUAUCACUUGCCUUCGCUGGCCAAACGACCCCGACCGCCUAUCGUCAAAGGUGUCCAACUCGGACAAAGAAGACGUGGCUGUACAUAUAGACGCCACCCUCUUGGUCGGAUACCCCGAGCCAUCCCGACUGCAACAGAUUCACGGAACCGCUACAGCCAGGACAACAACAACGACAACAACCAACACAACCACCUAAAGAACAACGCCAUAGACACUCCGGGCACUUGCACCGGCUGCAUAACCACCAUGGCUGCCAUGAUCGAGACUCCCGCCCAGUUCGAGCGUGACCUCCGCAGCGCGCACAAGGGUUGGAAGCGCGGAAAGGACUCGCGUGCGAAGUGGGCACACGGCCACAGGCCCGCCGCCGGAGUCAAGUGGAACCACUUCACUGGAGGCGCUGCUGACGAGACGCCCGAGGUGCUGCUCUCCAAGAGCAGGCCGGACAAGAAGUACAGCGACUACUGCCACGACUCGCACCACAAGAAGCACCCCAACUAUGUGAAGGUCACGCGGCCUCUACCCUACAUGCUCGGGCCGUCAAACGGCAGGCCGAGCGGCAGGAUGGGGGCGCGGGGCGAGAUCGAGGACCCGGAGGCGUCGCGGUCCAUCAUCGACCUGCUGGUGCCGGCGGCCCGCAAGGAGUCGUGGGGCUUCCACUCGAUGGACGGGGUGCUAUACAGCUUCGACGCGGUUGACACGCCGUCGAGGCCCGUGACGCUCGAGACAUUCGUCAAGGCCAACAACCGCACGACGGAGAAGAUGGUCGAGAAGGAGUACGAGAUCCUCGACGCCAACGGCGAGCUCCUCAAGGGCCGUAAGGCGAGGAGCGACCUGCGCAAGUCGGCGAACGGCGCUGGAGGCAGCGGUGGAGGCAUCGAUGACGACGACUUCGAGCUGGUGUGAAAGCCGGCGAGGCGUUGUUUUUGGUGCGAGGUGAUUGGAUCGGCGCAUUUCGCUUCUAGACUGUGUUUGCCAUGUCUCUGCCUAUGCAGGGUCAGCAUCCCUUCCAUACUUUUCCCUUCCUUCCUGUAACCCUGCAUUUUUCAUCGUAUUCCCUUUUCAGGUUGUUGUCCAAGCGUUUGCUUUGUCGGUUGGAGUUUUUUUUUUUCUUUUUUUCUUUUCUUUUUGCCCUCCGUUGGGUAUUCGUUUCGACGCAGGGUAACAGGACCGCUCAGGUAGUGCGCCGAGCUUCACGUUUGUCGGAUCCUUUCGCUUUAGACAUUUAUACCGGGAUGGAUCGAUCGAGAGCACGUUAAUGUCGGCCGUGGUUGCGGUCGUGGGCAGUCAGUCGUUGGCAGUGGUGAGGGAUUUGCGGUGCACCCUUGUGUGGCAGAAAUUUUUAGCAUCCUUGGGGAUGGCUGUUGUGCGUGCCAGCCACAGUACCCCAGUGGGGUGCGAUUUGGGUCACGUUGAUUGGAGCCGUAUAGUUUCGACGCUUCACUUUCCCGCAGUCUUCCAUAUUUUUCUUUCCAAUUUCACACCUUUCUUUUUUCUUCCCUUUUUUUUUUCUUCUUUUUCUUUCUUUUUGUU
Gaeumannomyces tritici R3-111a-1 is the source of this 2730-nucleotide messenger RNA. RefSeq lists its product as hypothetical. The record is from RefSeq and is a predicted model, not a curated record. NCBI's taxonomy places the organism in Eukaryota, Fungi, Ascomycota, Sordariomycetes, Magnaporthales, Magnaporthaceae. The transcript has 2 exons. Bases 1447 to 2103 code for a protein of 218 amino acids.